Messenger RNA from Drosophila albomicans, 3072 nucleotides. Its product is annotated as transmembrane protein 184C. Gene Ontology annotation, molecular function: transporter activity. The transcript has 6 exons. Gene Ontology annotation, biological process: transport. Lineage: Eukaryota; Metazoa; Arthropoda; Insecta; Diptera; Drosophilidae. The record is from RefSeq and is a predicted model, not a curated record. Bases 426 to 1919 code for a protein of 497 amino acids.
CAGACAGUUCAAAUUUCCCCUUAUCAAGAGAUAGUCUCAUACAAAAACGAAAAAUUAACAAAUAAUAUUAAUUUGCUUUUGCUAGUUUAGAAAUUUCGCAUUGUGUAUGAGUUGUUGUGAAACAAGCAAUAACAACAUGUAUGUAAGGUGCUUGAAAAAAGUGUGUAGGGGUAUGCACAGUUCCAUAUAAGGGCCACACAGACGACCGCAAACCUAGCAAAAAAAUACAACAAAAAAAUCAACCUACAAUAACGGGGCGGCGGCAACAACAAUAAAGACAACGAAAACAACAACAAAGCGACACAACAACGAAGUUGCCUCUGCUUUGCUUUGCUGCAGCUUUGCGGCUUGCCUUGUGACGAAAGCAAAAUCUGAAGUGUUUCUUCAUCGCAAAAAGUAAAAUCCAAAAAACCAAAAAUAACGUGAUGUGCCGCCCUGACCUACGACGUUUUUGUGAAGAGUGGCGAAUCUGGAUACGUCCAUUGCUGAUAAUCACAUACGUUGUAUUUGCGAUCAUCGUUGUUCCGUUACUAAUUGUGAACUCCGUGAAGGAUGGAUUCAAACGCAAUGAUCAGCUCAUACUCAUUGGCGGCCUGUUCGUGCUCUCUGCCGUGCCCAUUUCCAUUUGGCACAUCAUACAACACGUCAUCCACUUCACAAAGCCCAUAUUGCAGAAGCACAUCAUACGCAUCUUGUGGAUGGUGCCCAUCUAUGCUUUGAAUGCGUGGAUCGGCUUGUUCUUUCCCAAGCAUUCAAUCUACGUGGACUCCUUGCGCGAAUGCUAUGAAGCGUAUGUGAUCUACAACUUUAUGGUUUACUUACUGCACUAUUUGAAUCUCAACAUGGAUCUGGAGGCCACCAUGCUGUACAAGCCUCAGGUGUAUCAUUUCUUUCCGCUCUGCUGUAUUCGUCCCUGGGUCAUGGGUCGCGAGUUCAUCCACAAUUGCAAGCACGGAAUUCUACAGUACACUGUAGUGCGACCUAUCACCGCAUUUAUCUCAGUAAUAUGUGAACUGUGCGACGUGUAUGGCGAGGGCGAAUUCGCUGGCAAUGUUGCCUUCCCCUAUAUUGUGGUCAUUAACAACAUUUCGCAGUUUGUGGCCAUGUAUUGCCUGGUGCUCUUCUAUCGUGCCAACAAGGAGGACUUGAAACCCAUGAAACCCAUUCCCAAAUUCCUGUGCAUUAAGGCUGUGGUGUUCUUCUCAUUUUUCCAAGGUGUCCUUCUAAAUGUACUCGUUUAUUAUGGCCUGAUUAAGGAUAUCUUUGGCUCAGAUGUGGGCGAUGCAAAUCUGGCAUCCAUGUUGCAAAACUUUCUCAUUUGCAUUGAGAUGUUUAUUGCAGCCAUUGCGCACAUUUACAGCUUCCCGCACCAUCCAUUCCAUAUUAACUCGCCCCAGUAUUGGAAUAAUCCCAAUCACAGCUGGUGCCGCGCUUUUCUCUCAAUGAUGGACAUUUCUGACAUGCAGGAGGAUGUCACCGAGCAUCUGGGCGUAGUCAGCAGUUCGAUCAGUCGUCGUUUUCAGGGUCGUAGCACAUAUCAGCCGCUUGCACGCGGACCACGGCGAUCGAGCAGUGAGUCAGAGUACUUAAUAGGCAAGCGACAGGAUGAGUCGUUGGCGGGGGGCAGCUCAACGCAAGCAGCAGGCGCCGCGGCUGCUGGUGAUAAUAGCAAUAGCAACAAUUACCAACAACAACAACUGCACUUGCCGGGCUCCAAUAUGAAACAGUCGUCGACGCGCCAACGCGAAACACAUCUGCAUCUCCGUGAACGUGAUCAGCAGCACUUUGUGGGCGGUGUUGGUGCGCCCCAGGCAGGCGGCGUCAGCAAUUUUCCGCAGGCACGAACUGGUGCCUCGGCUGCCGCGCCCAUUCCCGAGUCCAACGAUGAUUAUGCACUGCUGCUGGGCACGGGUAGAUGACAACGUUAUCAGCAACAGAACCAGCACAUUGAUGCGCUCGAGGAUGGGGGGGACGAUGUAGAAGUUAGUCAACAUUUUAAUGCUUCCUCGCUGAGUGCAUCGUUGUCCGUUUCGUUUGGUAUGUCGAGCAGUUUAAAGUUUAGCGCAACAUGCAGCAAUCAAACUGCAUCGGAAUGGUCGAAUUCAACGGGCGGGGAUGAUGACAACGAUAACGACAACGAUGACAAUAUAGAUGACGAUGACGACGACGAUGAUGGUCAAGACGUUGACGAUGACGAUGUCUCGAAUGCGGACAAUAUUGAGCAGAUGCCAGUUAUAGUUGUUGCAUCCACUACGCGACGUCGUCGCGAUAGAGAGUACAUCACCUAGAUCAAUGCAAGAUAAUGAUGCAACGAUAUUUAUUUAUGAUUUCUCUCCAAUUUAUACUUAUCAAAAUUAGCGAAGCAUUAAUUCCUUUCACUUUUUGUUUCUUUUCCGCUUUUAUAAGCAAUAUUAUUAGUGUCAAAUACUCACAUACAUAUUAACAACCGACUGUUCAUUUGGCAACCCAAUCAAAUUGGGAGUUUUCAAAUUGCGUGGCCUUAGUUUUGGAUGCGAAAGCAAACAACUGAUUUAGAAAUAUACACACCAUAUAUACAUGUAUACAUGUGUAUAUAUGAUCUAUUUGUACCCUAGCUGCAUAUGUGAAAAUUUUACACGCGCAUCACAUGCCUAUAUGUAAUUCCAAAGAAUCUUCAUUAUAUGUAUGCAAUAUAUAUCGAAACGAGGGGCUGCAAAACAUUUUUUAUAGUUAUGUAGAAUAUGCUCUGUUUUUUACUACGAAAUUCUUAGACAAUUAGAAGUUCAUACUUAUACAAAUACCCAGAAAACCCAUAUGCAACAUGCAGUUAGAUACAUAUGAUAGUAAAUGUUUGAUCUAUGGACGUCAGUAGUUGGUGUCUCUAUUAGCCUAGUUGUAUAUCAUGUUCAGUGCGCCGUAUUCGGUACUCCGUACUUUGUUUGUCUGUUGCAUAAUAGAACAAUUUGAUACACUUAAAGCAAACGAAUGUGAAUUAUGUGACUGCCGGUCAGAAAAGGGCGUAAUUUCUCUUGAAACAUACUUAUAUACUGUAAAAAUAAUGUAAUUCUCAAUAAUAUAAUUAUGCAAAACCAA